AAACUUGAAAUACAGGUAAAUGGAUUUUUAAAAUUGAAUCAGUUCACGGACCUCCUCCUGUUUGUAGUAAAUGAAUGGUCUAGUAUUACUGUAAUGAUCAACAUCAGUCAAAUUAGAAAAAGGCCCAACCCAACCGUGUUAAAAAGCUCCGGCUAGGGGUAGACACUGUACUACCUCGUGCUCACAGUCACAUACGCUACUCGGCUGAAGCAGUUGAAGCUCGGUGUGUAGCUCAGCUCACAGAAGCACACCAAGUAAGCAAACAGCGGCUGGAGGAGGAGGAAGCAGCAACCCAUUUCACCAUUUGAGCCCACAUCCAGUGACCCACUCCGCAGCCUCCACCUGGAGGAGAUCUCAGAGUUUGUGAGGUCCUCCUUCCCCAUGGCGGCCAUUGCCAGGAGCAACAGCAGCAAUGGCCACGGCUACCACCACGAGGCGUCCACCACUUCCUCCUCCUCUUCCUCCACGUCGUUGGCUCGGAGGCGGAGAUCAGUGGAGCAGCAGGUGCCCGGGACACCGGGGCGGCCAUUGAUGUUCCUCACCUCAUCCUCCUCGAGCCCGGCCCACCCCCAGCUCGUCUCCUCGAGGAGGUCGGUACCCUCCAAGUGGGAGGACGCCGAGAAGUGGCUGAGGCAGUCGUCCGACCACCGCGGCCAUCACCAUGGCAAGGCGGCCUCCAGGCAGCACCACAUUGGAGGACCGGCGCUGGCAACGGCGAGGAGGACCUCACUAGACGCCAAUGCGCUUGCUUUGUACACACCACCUGCAGAGGUGCUCCUUAAAGAAAUGCUCUGCUUUACAGACAAGUAUACCGACAAUGUGGAGCCGUCCAAAGAGAGCUUCGUGUUCCGGAGCUCCUACUGCGAGCCGGCCAAGAAUGGCGCUGCGGCGGUGACCUGCGCAGACGACGACCUCCACCGGAGGGACAUCGGCACAGAGAUGACGCCUCUGGGGAGCUCCCCGACCUCACAGUGCCACACGCCGAUCAAAAGCACCUCCCCGGCAAGGCACAACACGCCGACGGGCCGGUCGGGGCCCCUUGUGCCGUACAACACCGGCAGUGGCAUGGACAUCUCGGAGCUGACGGACUGCCAUUUCGCCAAGCUGGACCUGGGCGCGCAGUUCGACUCCAUGCUCAUCCACUGGAGCUCCAAGGAGGAGGAGGAAGAGGAGGUGUCCAAGAGCCUUAGGCACUUCGAGGCCAGCGCCGGCGACGGCGGCAGAGCCUGCGAUAAGCGGGUUGCGGCCGUCACCGAGUGCCGGUGGGAUGAUGAUGAGAGAGCCAAGAGUUGCAUAAGGUAUCAGAGGGAAGAGGCAAAGAUUCAGGCUUGGAUUAACCUGGAGAGUGCCAAAGCUGAAGCUCAAUCCAGAAAGCUAGAGGUGAAGAUUCAAAAGAUGCGGUCGAACCUGGAGGAGAAGCUGAUGAAGAGGAUGACGAGCGUGCACAGGCGCGGCGAGGAGUGGCGGGCGGCGGCGCAGGCGCAGCACCUGCAGCAGCUCCGGCGCGCCACCACGGAGCACCAAGCCCGGAGGGUGAAGACGAUCAGCCACCAUCUCUCCGGGACCGGGAGCAAUGCAUCCUGCGGCUGCUUCCCCUGCAACAGCGACAACAUCAUCAGCGGCAACCUUCUCAACUAGGAUUACAAAGCGUUUACGUUGUUCUACGGAGGUGUCAUAUAGGAGUACUUACAACCCUAAACUUUCCGAUUAACGUUGGAAAUAACCUUGUUUUCUCUAGCAAAAACAACGGCAGACAGUCAUGCACCUGCGGAUUGCAUGGAAUGGCAGACAACCUCAAGCACAGAAGCUCUGCUUUGGUUGGACCAAGAAUUCAUUUGUGAGCA
Hordeum vulgare subsp. vulgare (domesticated barley) is the source of this 1844-nucleotide messenger RNA. RefSeq lists its product as uncharacterized. The transcript has 4 exons. The record is from RefSeq and is a predicted model, not a curated record. The coding region runs from base 382 to 1638 and encodes 418 amino acids. NCBI's taxonomy places the organism in Eukaryota, Viridiplantae, Streptophyta, Magnoliopsida, Poales, Poaceae.